AUGCCUAUCCCCACACAUUUCACCUUGAACACAGGCGCGCAGAUACCGGCUGUAGGCUUCGGCACAUGGCAAGCGAAGCCAGGAGAAGUUGAACGCGCUGUCGAGACGGCGCUCAAAGCAGGCUACCGCCACAUUGAUUGCGCUGCCAUCUAUCGCAAUGAAGCCGAAGUAGGUGACGGCAUAAGGAGGAGUGGUGUUCCUCGCUCUGAAAUCUUCCUUACUGGCAAGCUUUGGAACACCAAACAUGCGCCAGAAGAUGUAGAAGCUGCUCUCGACAAGUCGCUUCAAGAUCUAGGCGUCGAGUAUCUAGAUCUGUUCCUGAUGCAUUGGCCAGUUGCAUUCAAUGGUGCCACAGGCAAGUGGUUCCCACUACGCGAGAGUGGUGUGUUUGACCUCGUCGACAUUGAUCCUGCAAUUACAUACAAAGCCAUGGAGAAGCUACUUGACACCGGCAAGGUUCGCGCCAUUGGCGUAUCUAACUUCACUAUUCAACGCCUCAACGACCUUCUAUCAAAGACUGAUGUUGUACCGGCGGUAAAUCAGAUCGAAGCACAUCCAUACCUCCAGCAGCCUGCUCUCUUCGAUGUUUGCAAGAGCAAAGGUAUCUUGAUUGAAGCCUAUUCGCCUCUUGGAAACAACCAAACAGGGGAGCCGCGGACUGUCGACGACGAACUAGUGGGCGUCUUAGGUCACAGAUUAGGUAUGGACGGCGGCCAGCUGCUUGCGAGCUGGGGUAUUCAGCGGGGCACUGUGGUCCUGCCCAAGAGUGUCACGCCGAGCAGAAUCAAGAGUAAUAUGCAGGUCAAGGAACUACCGAAGGAUGCUUUCGAUGAGCUGAGCGGUCUGGAGAGACACAAGCGGUUCAACGUACAGUCGCGAUGGGGUUUCGACAUUUUCGAAGAACUAGGCCAGGAGCAGGUGCGGAAAAUUGCGGAAGACUGCGCUCAGGAGAAUAAGACGAAAUUUACAGUUUAG
Alternaria burnsii is the source of this 975-nucleotide messenger RNA. RefSeq names its product gcy protein. The coding region runs from base 1 to 975 and encodes 324 amino acids. Lineage: Eukaryota; Fungi; Ascomycota; Dothideomycetes; Pleosporales; Pleosporaceae. The record is from RefSeq and is a predicted model, not a curated record. The transcript has 2 exons. Gene Ontology annotation, molecular function: aldose reductase (NADPH) activity. Gene Ontology annotation, cellular component: cytosol.